AUGGAAGGAAGCGAGCCAUUAAGCGAUAGUGAAGAUUCAGACAUUGAUUUACCCGAGGAUGAGGAGCCUCAGGCACCUGUAGUGGAACCCAAAGAAAAGAAAGAAAAAGUAAAGCGAAGUGUCUAUUUAGAUCCCUCUGCCAAAAAGAGUAAGCCGAGAAAGAAGGCAGCCGCCGAAAAGAACGCGGAAGGCAAGCCAAUCGCAAGUCCUCCGAAACCAAAGCCUGUUUUGCCCCAGCUCGAGCUAACCCUCCGUGCUUCGACGCAGUACAAGAGUCAAGUGUCGGCCAUCCAGCGCCAACUCGAGGAAGAGGACAAAAAAGACACCGUGCGUCACCGCAAGCGACAGCCGGUGCGCCGUCCUCUCCAGCGGCAGAUGCUCCAGCAGAGCAUCGCCACGGAAGUCGAGAACACCAUUUCUCUCCACCAAAUCCUCAAAGAAGAAGAGAAGAAAAAAGUCGUUACCAAACGCAAAGCAAUCACCGGCAAUCGCGUAUGCGAGUUGUCCUCCCCUCGCUUUCCCCAUCUUCUCCUUUUCUCCUCCCCUUCUCUGGCUCCUGCCUGGCCGGCAGUGCCGCGUCCUAAGCGAGCGCGCUGCGCCUUCAACGACGGGCCUGCGCGCUACUUCGAUCCGCGCUCCAACGCGCCGCUGUGCAGCCUGGCUUGCGCCAAACGCCUCCGCGAAGAGAGGAGGGCCAAGGAAACCACCGCCCUGCUGGGCACCGCGGGGGACGAAGCCUUCCGAUCCAGUGGACUGAGUGGCCUGAAUGGGGUCAAUGGGGUCAAUGGGGUCAAUGGGGUCAAUGGGGUCAGUGGAACCACUCGACCUAAUGCACCCAAUGCACCCAAUGGACCCAAUGCAUCCAAUGCACCCAAUGGAUUCGGUGAAACGCCCGGGAGAACGGGAAUGGGAGGCAUCAAGGGAGAAGCGAAGCAAACGCGGCAGAUGGCGAGUGGCGGACGUACGGAUGGGAAGAAGAGUGGAGAGAAGGGAAAGGAAGCGAUUGGCGCAGGGACGCAGAAAAACGGAGACGCAUUAAAGGGCAUUCCGAAGGGUGGAGUAAAAACGGAAAACCCGCCGCCGCCGAAGAGAACGAUACCGCAACCAACGGCUCCGAUCAAUCCCACGAUCGUAACGACGACCACGACGCAAGGAAAGGUGUUGCAAUUCCAAUUGAACUACGCCAACGUUCUUUAUAUCAACAGCAAGGCGCUAAAUAUCCCAGUGAACAUAAAUCAGAUGUACUAUCUUCAAACGGAGGUGAAUGGGAAGAAGGUGGUGAAUGCGCAUCUUAUGACGGAAACGAAAAGGGAUGCGGAUGGAAAUGUAUAUUAUUGUAUGGUACCGAUGAUUCCCUUACAGAAUCCUUCAACUUGCAUUGUUUGUUUGAAUCGCGGUUUUUACGCAAAUUUCGCAGGUCGAUCUGCCGAUUUGAUCUGCAGUUUUUGA
Messenger RNA from Blastocystis hominis, 1449 nucleotides. RefSeq lists its product as hypothetical. Lineage: Eukaryota; Bigyra; Opalinata; Blastocystidae. Gene Ontology annotation, cellular component: nucleus. Bases 1 to 1449 code for a protein of 482 amino acids. Gene Ontology annotation, molecular function: ATP-dependent H2AZ histone chaperone activity. Gene Ontology annotation, biological process: chromatin remodeling; regulation of DNA-templated transcription. The record is from RefSeq and is a predicted model, not a curated record. The transcript has 6 exons.